Molecule: messenger RNA, 1271 nt
Organism: Triticum dicoccoides
Lineage: Eukaryota; Viridiplantae; Streptophyta; Magnoliopsida; Poales; Poaceae
Product: Holliday junction resolvase MOC1, chloroplastic-like
Exons: 6
Coding region: 49-942 (297 amino acids)
Molecular function (GO): crossover junction DNA endonuclease activity
Source: RefSeq, a predicted model, not a curated record
AACAACAAAAACCCUCCCCUCCCAUUCCGCCUCCUGUUGCUUCGAACUAUGGCAGCAGCAGCUGCCGGUGCUGCAUCGGCCGCCGCUGCGCCAGCUACGCAUCACGCCGUCCACCCCAUGAACGCCCUCCGCUCCGCCGCCCUCCGCCGCUCCACCCUCCGUUGGGACGCUGCCGCGGCCUUCUUCUCCCCGCCCUUCCGCUCACGCCGCUGCCACCGACGUGUCUUGCUCCCUCCUGUUGCGGCGCUGCCCGCGAAGUCCCGCUCCAGGGCCAAGGCCAAGCUCCUGGCGGACGCGGGGGCUGUGGACCCCUGGCUCGCCUCCCUCUCCCUGCUCCCCGCCGACGGCAGCGACGCCGCCGCCGCCCCCGCCCCCACCGGCUGGGCGAUUGGGAUCGAUCCAGACACUCGCGGCGCCAUCGCCGUUCUCUCACCCGACGGCUCCUCUCAGGUGUUCGAUAACCCGUUCGUGAACAUAAUGGUGUCGGAGCUCACCCGGAAGCGCCUAGACACCAGGUCCAUCAUACAGCUUCUCCGUGGCCUUGAUGCGCCUCCAGGAACUACAGCAUUUAUUGAAAAGUCAAGUCCAUUUCCAACUGAUGGAAAGCUGGGAUGGUGGAGUACAGGUUUUUCGUAUGGCUUGUGGAUUGCUGCUCUAGUGGCAUCUGAGUUUUCUGUUGUACCGGUUGCAUCACAGACAUGGAAAUCGUACUUUGGGCUAACUCGAAGUGCAUCACCUAAGGACGAUAGCAGACGAGCUGCAACAAUCUUGUUCCCGGAUAAGGCUCUGUCCCUCAAGUUGAAGAAACAUCACGGGCGAGCAGAGGCUCUUCUGUUAGCGGCCUAUGGAAAAGGACUCGUGCUACCAUCAGAGAAGUUCAGCAAAACACAAAGAGUGCUGAAGCAAGAAACCAACUUGGCAUUGACAGGGAUGCCUGAUUGAAUCGUCAGUAAUUAUUAGUUGGUAUUGACAAUUGCUGUAAAUAAUUUGGUUAUUCACAGGAGCCCUAUCAUGUACUACCUCCAUAUCAAAAUAUAAGACGUUUUUGCAGUUCAAAUUGAAGUACAAAAACGUCUUCUAUUUUGGUACAGAUGUAAUACAUAGUAACUCGAGAGAGAUCUUAAGUUCUUAACUCACUUCACGGAGGCAUUAUUGAUCUACCGUAGAGUUUAACAAGCUAGUGUACAUUGACCAUGAAUAUUGUUAACUUUUGGCGGCUGAGAAGUGAGACAAUUGUACUGAUUUAAUUGAUGUGAUCAAUUUUGCACAUC